This is a messenger RNA of Adineta steineri, 2985 nucleotides long. NCBI's taxonomy places the organism in Eukaryota, Metazoa, Rotifera, Eurotatoria, Adinetida, Adinetidae. The record is from the annotation of a GenBank genome assembly.
AUGUUGCAUACACAAGUUCAAACUUGUGAUCAAGAUGUUAUUGAAAUGAAUUAUCAACCAUGUGGUAUUGCUGCUGCCAAUAAUCAAACAGGAAAAGAACAAGAUACUUCAUCUGAUUUAGACUUAAGCAAAAGUACUGAUUCCAGUAUGCCAUUAUUACCACCAAAUGAAACAACCUCGUCUUCUCAUUGUGGGAUUACAUAUGAAUUAUCAUUGAAAGAUUCAAGUAGCAAUAGUUGGAUUGAUGAAAUUGAACAUAGUCAAAUGGAUUGUUCUGAGUUAUUAAUAAAAUCGAUUUCAUCUCCAAAACAACGUGUUGUUGAUCAUCGAACUUCUUCUUAUCCAUCUCCUGUGCACAUAGAAACAAACUCAUCAAUAAUAAGCGAUGGUUCAUCAACUUCAGAUAUCGUGACUGAUGUUAUGGAAAAAAUCAUGAAGAAUCUAAAUAACAUUGAACAUCAAUGUGUGUUCGAUGAUGCUGUACUUCUUCGUGAACUUGAACCUGCUGAUAAUAUUCAACAAUUAGAUAUAAGUAUGGUAACAGAUGAAUGUUCUUCAACUAUUGAACCAACAUUUUCAUAUCAUAAUAUAUUAACAGAUCUUCCAAGUGGUGUUGAAAUACCUUCAGCAGGCAAGUUCUUGGAUAAUCAAACUUCUUCGAUCAAUAGAGAACGAGGUCGUCCACGUUCGGCACGUUCAAAAUCACAAAAAUGGUCAUCAGAAAAAGUCAACAAUCUUGUUCUUAACCCUAAAUCUUCCACUAUGUGGAAAUCAAUUAUUAUCCGGCGUCAGUUUGUUCUUGGUACAUCAACCGACAUGUUUCGAAUGAUACCAUCCUAUUUAUUUGAUGAUGAAUGUCGAUUAAAACUCAUUGAUUCCCUCGUAUACAAAAAAAUACUGGUCAAAGGUAAUUGGUUUCGAAAUGCAAAAGGAUCUCCUAUUGCUGCGUUAGAUAUUUAUGGUGAAGAUAUUAAAAAUAUAUUUAGUACACAGGCAAAAUUUAUGUUACAAGAUUCUCGACUCAUUGCAUUAGUAACAACAUCAUCUUUAGCUUAUUUUUCGAACAAAUCCACAAUUUUACUUGAUAAUUGUCAUUUUAUGGAAAAAGGUCUUGCAUCAUAUACAUUAAUUACUACUUGUUCUGGUUUUAGUAAAUCCGAUACAUUUUUAGAGAUUUCGAAUUGUUGUAACGAUAUUGAUGAAUUAGAAACAGAAUACAACUCCCAAAAUGAUAAUACAUCAAUUAAAAUUUUAACAAAAAAUCGAUCAAAAAAAUCAUCAAAAAAGUAUUCAAAUGAAAGUGAUGAACAUAUUUGUGAAAAGGUUCUGAAUGAAUUUACUGGACCUGGAUGCAUUACAGCUUUAGCAAAAAAUGGAAAUGUUCUCGGGCUUUUUGAUGAAUUUGAUGACGAAAGUCAAAAAACCAAUGUUUUUCCAUCCAAAGACAAAUUCAAUAAUUCCAUGAUAAAUUGUAAAUCAUUUGUCCAAACUGUAUUUAGUUGUCCUGACAAAUACAUCAAAGCAACUGCUGAUCGUUUAACAAUCUUAAUUAAACCACGUCUGUCAAUUAUUGGUGGUUCAAAUGGAUCAAUUUUAAUUGAAAUUAUUCGGAAAAAAUUGAGUAAUACAAUGAUAGCUGAUCCUAUGGUGGAACGAUUUGAGUUCGUCUCACUUCAGUCUACAGAAACAUUAGUAGCAAACCGAUUACAAACACUUCCGCAAGAUUCAAUUCGUAUAAACUUUCUCCUGUUGUUUGUCCAUAUGAUCAAUGGGAAGAUAUUUAUGUUUGAUGAUGACGCACGCCAUCUCCAAAAGCAAUUUACUGAUGAACUGACCACACGGUCAUUACGUUUUGAACGUCAUGACGCGUGGUUAAGUGUAAGAUUUCGAAAAUCACGAGAGUAUUCAUUAAGAAUGUGUGCUUAUCUACAAAUAAUACAAUUAGCUUAUCAAUUAGCAUAUGAAUUUAUACAACAACAACCAACACCAUUUAAUACAUAUGAUAAAAUGACAAUUGGUUUAUACAAAAAAGUAAAACAAUUCGUCGACGAGAAACAUGUGCCAAAUGAAAUAUUUAUUAACGAACAAAUCGUACAUAGUUCUCAUAAAGCGACAUCAAUUAUGAUGUUAAAAUAUAUAAAUUUAACAUCAAUAAGUUCAUCUGAAAAAUCACCUAUUCGUUAUAUACCUGAAGCUCCAUUAGCAACAUCAAUAUCAUCACUUAGUAUUUCGUCAGUGCCCAUGGCACAAGAGCAUCAUCAACAACAACAACAACAACAACAACAACAACAACAACAUUCAACACCACCUAUACCAACGAUCAACAAUAAUCGAGAAUUUAAAAUAUACUGUAAAAAUUUGAUGCUGAUUAAUUCAAUAGUUUUUACUCGAAGUUCAAUUCACACAGAAAGUCAAUUAAAAAAACAUCUUCACUAUUUUGAUCAUGCAACAACAUUUUUAUCAGAAAUGAAACUUUUACAUAUAUACAAAAAUGGGAUAAUGACUGCCGAUGCACGAACAAUCAAUUGUUAUGUGAAAGCAUUACCUUCAACAAAUACUGAUAAUACAAUUUUAGCUUUUUCUAAAUUAUAUCGAUUUGAAUAUAACUAUUUACCACCAAAAAAAAAACCAAUGGCACCAGUUCCACUAGUGACUGGUUCAACAGUUAUUUCAUCACCAUCUAAUGAUUCGAUGUCAUCAACAAUAAAUCCACAAAAUCCAACAUCAUCAUUAAAUUCAAUUUCACCUGUGGCACCAUCACCAGUGACUACAACUGUAAACAGCAAUGUUCUACGAUUAACAUCAAUAGGCAAUCAAGUAUUACUAGAUGCAACGGGAAAUAAUAAUACCAAAUCGAGUUCAUCAUCUUCUGAAUCUUCAGCAUCUGAAGACGAAACAUCUAUUCGAAAAACUGUACCAACAUCAUCUAACAGACAAGUUUUACGUAAACAAAUUUCACGUGAACCAACAAAACGAAAAAGAUAA